GCGGCGGCGCAGCAAAUGGCGGCCGCUGCGCCCCGCCCGCCGGGCCGGAAAAGGCGGAGCCGUGCGCCAUGGCCGCCGGCCGCCUGCCGCCCAGCGCCCUCACCCUGCGGCAGUUCCUGAGGCGGCAGCAGGUGCUGCAGCUGUACAGGAGGAUCCUGCGGGCCAUAAGGGACGUCCCUGCUGAGGCAGACCGCCGCCAUCUGCAGGAGUGGGCGCGGGAGGAGUUCCGGAGGAAUAAAGAUGCCACAGAAGAGGAUGCAAUCCGGAUGAUGAUUACUCAGGGCCACAUGCAGCUGCGGGAACUUCAGAGAGCACUGAAGUUGGCCAAGUCCUGAGUGCGGUUGUGCUGACAGCUGGAUUUUCAUCUGCUGCAAAUAAGCACAGUAUUAUUUUUGUCCAGAAUGUGGUUAUAAUAGCAGCCUUUGGUGAUGUCUUGAUAAUACCUGAAGGUAGAUCUACCACAGUGGGUUUGGAUUGUUGGUUUUUUUUUAUUUUCCCCUUCUUGGCUCGGUUACUCUUCAAUGUGGAAGUCGCUCAGAGGCAGAAGGCCUAAAAGAACUGAAUGGAUGAUGGAGCACGUCCUUUAGGAAAAGCAGAAAGCCCCCAAAAUUACAACAGCAGUAUUUCUCUAGAGAGAUGAAAGAUAAAUAGAAGCCUGCUUAUUUUGUCUCUCUCCUGCUGUGGUACCUCUGUGUGGUAACAUCUGUGGUGGUAGCAGCCUUUUCUCUACAGUGCUAGGGAUUUCUUUCUUAUGAAUUAAGAGAGCAGAAGUAUAUGGGAUAAAUAAAUGAAAACCAAAGAUGGUAAAACAAUGUUUCA
This is a messenger RNA of Tympanuchus pallidicinctus (lesser prairie-chicken), 819 nucleotides long. RefSeq names its product LYR motif containing 2 (gene LYRM2). Lineage: Eukaryota; Metazoa; Chordata; Aves; Galliformes; Phasianidae. The transcript is spliced from 3 exons. Bases 69 to 335 code for a protein of 88 amino acids. The record is from RefSeq and is a predicted model, not a curated record. Gene Ontology annotation, cellular component: mitochondrion.